Messenger RNA from Sciurus carolinensis (gray squirrel), 5329 nucleotides. It is a transcript of the gene Cse1l, whose product is annotated as chromosome segregation 1 like. The coding region runs from base 21 to 3080 and encodes 1019 amino acids. The transcript is spliced from 25 exons. NCBI's taxonomy places the organism in Eukaryota, Metazoa, Chordata, Mammalia, Rodentia, Sciuridae. Gene Ontology annotation, cellular component: nuclear envelope; cytosol. Gene Ontology annotation, biological process: protein import into nucleus; protein export from nucleus. The record is from RefSeq and is a predicted model, not a curated record. Gene Ontology annotation, molecular function: nuclear export signal receptor activity; small GTPase binding.
UGCUUUGGAGCCGCUCGCGCAUGCGCUUUGGGUACAGCCUCACCGCCGCGCCAUUUUGCCAGGGUUUGAAUGUGAGGCGGAGCAGCGGCGGGAGUGGGUAUUGCCGGCUACAGUCCGCGGCUGGGAUUCCCUCCUGUGUCACCGUAUCCCCACGAGAUUCUAUAGCAAUGGAGCUCAGUGAUGCAAAUUUGCAAACACUAACAGAAUAUUUAAAAAAGACUCUUGAUCCUGAUCCUGCCAUCAGACGUCCAGCUGAGAAGUUUCUUGAAUCUGUAGAAGGAAAUCAGAAUUAUCCACUCUUGCUUUUAACAUUAUUGGAGAAGUCCCAGGAUAAUGUCAUCAAAGUGUGUGCUUCAGUAACAUUCAAAAACUAUAUUAAAAGGAACUGGAGAAUUGUUGAAGAUGAACCAAACAAAAUUUGUGAAGCUGAUCGCGUAGCCAUUAAAGCCAACAUAGUGCACUUGAUGCUUAGCCCUGAGCAAAUUCAAAAGCAGUUGAGUGAUGCUAUUAGUAUUAUUGGCAGAGAAGAUUUCCCUCAGAAAUGGCCUGACUUGUUGACAGAAAUGGUGAAUCGCUUUCAGAGUGGAGAUUUCCAUGUUAUUAAUGGAGUCCUUCGUACUGCACAUUCAUUAUUUAAAAGAUAUCGUCAUGAAUUUAAGUCAAAUGAGUUAUGGACUGAAAUUAAACUUGUUCUGGAUGCCUUUGCCUUGCCUUUGACUAAUCUAUUUAAGGCCACCAUCGAACUGUGCAGUACUCAUGCAAAUGAUGCCUCUGCCCUGAGGGUUCUAUUUUCUUCCCUGAUUCUGAUCUCAAAACUGUUCUAUAGUUUAAACUUUCAGGAUCUCCCUGAAUUUUUUGAAGAUAAUAUGGAAACUUGGAUGAACCAUUUUCAUACCUUGUUGACACUGGAUAAUAAGCUUCUUCAGACUGAUGAUGAAGAGGAAGCAGGCUUAUUGGAGCUUUUAAAGUCACAGAUUUGUGACAAUGCUGCACUCUACGCACAAAAGUAUGAUGAAGAAUUUCAGCGGUACCUGCCUCGUUUUGUCACAGCCAUCUGGAACUUACUAGUUACCACAGGUCAAGAGGUUAAAUAUGAUUUGUUGGUGAGUAAUGCAAUUCAAUUUCUGGCUUCAGUUUGUGAGAGACCUCAUUAUAAGAAUCUGUUUGAGGACCAGAACACUCUGACAAGUAUCUGUGAAAAGGUCAUUGUGCCUAACAUGGAAUUUAGAGCUGCUGAUGAAGAAGCAUUUGAAGAUAAUUCUGAGGAGUAUAUAAGAAGAGAUUUGGAAGGCUCUGAUAUUGAUACUAGACGAAGGGCUGCGUGUGAUCUGGUACGAGGAUUAUGCAAGUUUUUUGAGGGACCUGUGACAGGAAUCUUCUCUGGUUACGUUAAUUCCAUGCUCCAGGAAUAUGCAAAAAACCCAUCUGUCAACUGGAAGCACAAAGAUGCUGCCAUUUACCUGGUGACGUCUUUGGCAUCAAAAGCCCAAACACAAAAGCAUGGAAUUACUCAAGCUAAUGAACUUGUAAACCUAACUGAGUUCUUUGUGAAUCACAUCCUCCCUGAUUUAAAAUCAGCUAAUGUGAAUGAAUUUCCUGUUCUUAAAGCUGAUGGUAUCAAAUAUAUUAUGAUUUUUAGGAAUCAAGUACCAAAAGAGCAUCUUUUAGUCUCUGUUCCUCUCUUGAUCAAUCAUCUUCAAGCUGAAAGUAUUGUUGUCCAUACUUACGCAGCACACGCCCUUGAAAGACUGUUCACUAUGCGUGGACCUAACAAUGCCACUCUUUUUACAGCUGCAGAAAUCGCACCAUUUGUUGAGAUUCUGCUAACGAACCUUUUCAAAGCUCUCACACUUCCUGGCUCUUCAGAAAAUGAAUAUAUUAUGAAAGCUAUCAUGAGAAGUUUCUCCCUCCUGCAAGAAGCCAUAAUCCCCUAUAUCCCUACUCUCAUCACUCAGCUUACUCAGAAGCUGUUAGCUGUUAGUAAGAACCCAAGCAAACCUCACUUUAAUCACUACAUGUUUGAAGCAAUAUGCUUAUCCAUAAGAAUAACUUGCAAAGCUAACCCUGCUGCUGUUGUAAAUUUUGAGGAGGCUUUGUUCCUGGUGUUUACUGAAAUUUUACAGAAUGACGUACAAGAGUUUAUUCCAUACGUCUUUCAAGUGAUGUCUUUACUCCUGGAAACACACAAAAAUGACAUCCCAUCUUCCUACAUGGCCUUAUUUCCGCACCUCCUGCAGCCAGUGCUUUGGGAAAGAACAGGAAACAUCCCUGCCCUGGUGAGGCUGCUGCAGGCCUUCCUUGAACGCGGUUCCAGCACAAUAGCAAGCGCCGCGGCCGACAGAAUCCCCGGGUUACUGGGUGUCUUCCAGAAGCUGAUUGCAUCCAAAGCAAAUGACCACCAAGGUUUUUAUCUUCUAAACAGUAUAAUAGAGCACAUGCCUCCUGAAUCAGUUGACCAAUACCGGAAACAAAUUUUCCUUCUACUAUUCCAAAGGCUUCAGAAUUCCAAAACAACAAAGUUUAUCAAGAGUUUCUUAGUCUUUAUUAAUUUGUAUUGCAUAAAAUAUGGGGCACUAGCAUUACAAGAAAUAUUUGAUGGUAUACAACCAAAAAUGUUUGGAAUGGUUUUGGAAAAAAUCAUUAUUCCUGAAAUUCAGAAAGUAUCUGGAAAUGUAGAGAAAAAGAUCUGUGCUGUUGGCAUAACCAAAUUACUAACAGAAUGUCCCCCAAUGAUGGAUACUGAAUAUACCAAGCUGUGGACUCCUUUAUUACAGUCUCUGAUUGGCCUUUUUGAGUUACCUGAGGAUGACACCAUUCCAGAUGAAGAGCAUUUCAUUGAUAUAGAAGAUACACCAGGAUACCAGACUGCCUUCUCCCAGUUGGCAUUUGCUGGGAAAAAAGAGCACGACCCUGUAGGUCAAUUGGUGAACAACCCCAAAAUUCACCUGGCACAGUCCCUGCACAAGCUGUCUACUGCCUGUCCAGGAAGGGUUCCAUCAAUGGUGAGCACCAGCCUCAACGCGGAAGCGCUCCAGUAUCUCCAGGGCUACCUCCAGGCGGCCAGUGUGACCCUGCUGUGAGCCGUUUUCCUCCGUUGCUAAGCCCAGCACGGUUUCUUGGGAGCUCACAGACUUCUGAGUACGAUUGCAUUUAACCACAAUGCAGGUUUUCCUUUUGAACGUGUCAUAGGUUCCAUCUUGUAAAGGAUAUUAAAUGUUGCUUUAAGCUGAACCUUGAGCAAAUUAGAUGGUUUGUGUGAUCAUAAAUACAAGUGGGUGGAUUCUCUAGUUUGCAGCUUCGAGGGAUGAGUAUUAAUAGUCCAGCGUGUGACAUUGAUUUGAACAUUGCAUGAGUUGGAUGACUUUACAUUUCUGCAGACACCAACUGUGGAGGCUUCUUCUGUUACUAAAUCCUUUUAUUUGGAAGCUGUUGCCAUUCGUAUUUCUCUCACCCUUUGUAUUUUUUUGUCUGUCUUUAAGCUUUUAUUGGGAAUGUGAGUAAGAAUCACUUGUGUAACUUGCCAAGCAACACACAUUUCAUAGUCUUGAGCCUGUAAUCAGCAAUAAAGUAAAGCCUAAGAUGUGUGUCUAAGAACAUCACAAGGACAGGUUCUCGGUGCUCUCUGAUACUUUUAUAAAAAUGAAGAACUUCAAAUUCUCCCUCUCCCCUCUGGACUCCAUAAAAUCCUGAUUUCUAAACCAGUUAAAUCCAGAUUAAUCUGUCUUUUUUGUGUGUGUGUAUAUGCAAGGGGAAGGGACAUGCAGAUUCAGGAUGUGCCCUGGGCAGCAGCACAAGUUUGGGGCAGGUGGUUCCUGCUGGCUUCACAGGGUGGGCUUUGGAGACGGUGGGCAUGGGUGAGAUGUGCCCAGCAUCCUCCUUCCUGCAGAUCAGAGGUGUCCUGGCCGUGACCUCAUGGAACCUUGAGGUCUAGGGGAGCCAGGCUGCACUGGCUCUCUGGUGGCCUGGCAUGCAGAGUUCUGUAGCAUUUGUCUUUAGGGAAUGAAGAAUCAGAAUAUCUAACUCUUGUGAGGCAGCUUACUUUGGAUUUGUUGCUUCUCCAUUCAUCGUGGUGGAUUUCCUAGAGAAGUUAUUGAUGUCUUUUUUCUUUCUUUCAAAUCUCACACACCUGGCUUGAGUAUUUUUACAUGUUGUUUUUGUAGUGCUGCUUUGAACUUAAAGAGUAAUCAAAGUGUAUUUCCACCAUCUGAUCUUUUUCAGGUUUUGUUGCUUUUGGUUGGUUUUCACACAGCAGUGGAAACAUGAUGAUUUUGGCUUAAGUGGUCAUUGGAAGGAUAUUGAGAUUUUAUUGGAAUCUAUUUUUUAAAUUACAAAGAAUUUAUAAAGAAAAACAUAAAAGUUGGAAAAGAAAAUUGAUGGUGAUCAUUUGAUGCUCAAAUUUUCUUGGCUUUGCUCUUGUGGAUGCUGUUGAACACUUAAAUAUGUGCACAGCAGGGACUGUCCUGGAGGACACUUGAUUCAGCAUCUGAAGCUCGUGAUGUAUCAUUUUCUCAGUGUUUUCCCUCCUCAGUUGGAAGAUUGAGUAGGUGGUUUAAGAUGCUUUCUACUGAGGCUUCUCACUCCAUCAUCUAAGGCAGUUUUCCCAGCUGACUUUUAAAGAUCAUGUUAAUACAUGGUAGGCAAAGCUGUUAGAGUGACGUUUUGGGCAGGUCUUAGUGAUUCUAGUUCAGUGGUGAUGCUCAAGUGCUUCAGCCAUGUGGAGCUGGGUUUCAGCUGCAGCCUGUCACUGUGUGACCUGGAGCAGCAGACUGGACCCUAUUCUGAAAGGUGAGCAUUUCAGUUUCCACCUUUAGGGUGAUUGCCAGGCUUGGUGGCACACAACUGUAAUGCCAGUGGCUUGGUAAACUGAGGCAGAAGGAUCAUGAGUUCAAAGCCAGCCCCAGCGUCUUAGCAAGACCCUGUCUCCAAAUAAAGUACAAAAAGGGUCAGAGACGUGUCUCAGAAGUUAAGUGCCCCAGGUUCAAUCCUUGGUACAAAAAGAGAGAGAACUUCAGCCGAGAGCGUUUUCAGAAUAAGCAGUAGGCAGGAAAGCUGGGGCCAGCAGGGAGCAGGCCGCCUCUCGCAGGUGAGAAGCUGUGGAGUGCAGGCCUGGGGCCCAGCACGGGCCUCACUGAAGGGGGCGUCACUGCCGAGUUCCAAGCUGCUGCUGGGUCCACGGGUUCUCCCUGCCAUCCGAUCAUCUCUUGUAACAAACUGGUUUUUUCCCUUCCUUCCAGAUAAAACUUAUUUUAAAUGUGUAUUUGUCUUUGAAAAUUUGGGAAAUACAGAAAAAUAUUUAAAAAUUAAAGAUCAUUCAUAUUCCUCUUUGAAA